Molecule: messenger RNA, 2982 nt
Organism: Ctenocephalides felis (cat flea)
Lineage: Eukaryota; Metazoa; Arthropoda; Insecta; Siphonaptera; Pulicidae
Product: monocarboxylate transporter 14-like
Exons: 10
Coding region: 491-2656 (721 amino acids)
Biological process (GO): monocarboxylic acid transport; transmembrane transport
Molecular function (GO): monocarboxylic acid transmembrane transporter activity
Source: RefSeq, a predicted model, not a curated record
GAAGUCGAACCGUCGGUGGUUUUCGUGAUGCCAGAGAGACCUCGUGUUCCCAUAGGUUAUUGACAAAUCUGUUGUUUCUGUUUGUGACCCAGUCGUCGAGGAACAGUGUUGUGCAACGGUUUGUACGCGUAACAAUAUAGCGGAGAUCGUAACCCGAACAAAUUCAAAUUUACCGCUUUACUAUGUCUACUAAUUUACUGAUUGUUGUCUUAAUGUUUCCCGAGCACCAGAGCGGGGGAGGACGGCGCGCGUGCAGCCUUUGCGAUCGGGCGCUCUCUUAACAAUAAUCAGUUGUCAAUCACAAUCACACUCUGUCGCAUCGUCUAGUGCCCUGCGCACUGUCACUGUCAGUGAAUUGAUAAUAAAUGACAGCGUCAGUUCGAUACACCGAUUCACAAGGAAUUGUGUCAGUUUUAGUGUUGGUCUGUGACCGUUAAAAGCGAGUGACGUUUAAGUGUACGCUGCACCCGAGGGCCGCCUGACGACCGUCAUGUCGUCCCAGAAGAACACCGGCGCCAAGGGAGGCCGCGUGCGCAAAAUUAGCAGGACGGAUAGCGAAGUAGCAUGCGAAGAAGCGGCUCGGCUGACCGCGGAGGCGAUGCAAUGCGCCGAAGAGGAAUCGAUGUCGUACUGCGAGUACCACGACGUGCCGCCUCCGCCUGACGGAGGUUACGGUUGGGUUGUCGUUUUCGCCUCAUUUAUGUGCAACAUGAUCGUAGAUGGCAUCGCUUACACAUUCGGCGUUUUUCUUGGCGAAUUCGUUCUGUAUUUCGGAGAAGGCAAAGGAAAGGUUGCAUGGGUUGGCAGUCUUCUGUCUGGAAUGUACCUGAGUGCUGGGCCUGUGGUGUCGGCGCUGACGAAUAAGUACGGCUGUAGGGCAGUUUGCAUAGCGGGAAGUUUGAUUGCAAGUUCUGCCUUCGUGCUCAGUACUUUCAGCGGAUCAGUUACCACGCUAAUGAUCACGUACGGCGUCAUGGGAGGCAUUGGAUUCGGUCUGAUUUACUUACCAGCUGUCGUUUGCGUCGGUUAUUACUUCGAGACGAAACGUUCUUUAGCGACAGGUAUUGCGGUAUGCGGUUCCGGUUUCGGUACCUUCACUUUCGCACCUUUGGCCACGUUGUUGCUGGAACACUUCGACUGGAGAGGUGCCAAUCUCAUAUUGGCUGGACUCAUCCUCAAUUGCGCAGUAUUCGGAGCUAUGAUGAGGCCACUGGUUUAUCCUAAGCAAUCCAAUGUGAAGCCGCUGUUGCAACGCAUGGCCGAAGAAAAGCGUUUCCAAAUGGAACGAGGUUCGAUUGGCGGUUCUUAUUUCAUGGUACAACUACCCGAUGGAAGCAUGGAAAAACGCAUGAAAAUGCCGAUCAACAUUGAUCCUGGAGUUCAUUCUAGUUUUCAUUUGGACGAACUGGUAGGCAUGCCCGGGACACCAAUGAAUAACACGUUGCACACGGUGGCCACGUUGCCAACGAUUUCUGAAGCUAAAGUGCAAGAACAAAGUGGAUCAUCUGGAAACUCGAGCAAUGGUAGUGGCGAGGGAGAAGAUACUGAUGCUGUUAAGAAUUCAACAAGACCUGCAAGAACGGAAUCUAAGGAUGAAACUGCUAGUAUGUUUACCUCAAAAACAUCAUUGGCGAGGGAACGACCACAGAUCGUGCGUCCGAUGUCUCGAAAGGAUAUAUUUUACUCAGGUUCUGUGGUAAAUCUUCCAGAGUACCAGUCGCAGAAGUCUUUGACGAACUAUCGUAAUUCGGUGGUGUCUUUGCCGAGAUACGCUAGGGAUAUGAGAGAUGGACGAGACAUCGAAAAGGCUGAACAGUACGAUCUAUGUCCAUGUUUGGUUAUCCCGGAAUCUUUCAAGAGCGCCUUGGCGACAAUGAUGGAUUUCUCCCUUCUGAAAGACCCUGUAUUUAUGCUAAUUGGAAUUUCUAAUGUUUUUGGAAUGGCUGGACUCUAUGUACCUUUCGUUUACCUCGUUGACGCAGCCGUUCUUGAUGGAAUUGAACAGAACUCUGCAUCCUUUUUAUUGUCUAUAAUUGGUAUUACUAAUACUGUGGGUCGUGUUGCCUGUGGAUAUGUUGCUGAUUUUCCAUGGGUUAACUCGUUACUGCUCAACAAUAUAUGCCUUGUAAUUUCUACUUUAGCAGUUGCAGCUACUCCAUUGUGCCAUACUUAUACCGCGUAUAUAAUUAUGUCCGUAUUCUUCGGCGUUGCAAUUUCUGGCUACAUAUCAUUGACGUCUAUUAUACUGGUAGAUCUAUUGGGCCUUGAUAAAUUAACAAAUGCUUUUGGUUUGCUAAUAUUGUUUAGAGGUGCAGCUGCCAUAAUUGGAUCUCCUUUGGCUGGUGCUGUAUAUGACGCAACAAAUUCAUAUUCGAUUCCGUUUUACAUGGCAGGCGCAUUUUUUGCGAUCUCAACUAUAACAAGCUUUAUGGCUCCUGCUAUGAAAAGAUGCGUGAAACCACAAGAUCAACCAAUGUAUCCUGAAGUACUAACACCAAUCGAUGAAGAUGAAGAGGAGGAAGAUGAGGAUGAUCCAAUAACAAUGGUCCCACGAAUUGUAGAAACAUGUCCCAGUCCUAUGGGGCAACCAGAAGAAACCUUACCAAGAAACAAUUCAUCCCCACGAGAAAUUAAACAAAUUGAGUCUGUUUUGUAAUAUAUAAAAUUCGUCGAUAGUUCAUAAGAGAUUGAAUUGGUGUAAUAAUUCAGUGGGAACUGAAAAAUAGAAUAUUGAUGUGUGAUAUGAUAUAUUGAAGAUGUAAUAUUUGCAGUGUGUAGUAAAUAUGAUCUAGAAAAUCAAAGUCUGAUGGUCUUCAAAUAAUAUACAUGAUGUAUUCUGUCUUCCACCCGGAUAGGAUGGCUUUGGUUUGUAUUUUUGUUUUAUAUUAUUAUUAAGAAUAUUUUACCUUAGAUUGUUAAUAUAUUGUAAUUAUGUACAUGUAUUUUAAUAGUUUUAUUAUAUAAUGUAUAGAUUUUGAUAUU